CAAAAAUUCGUUGUUUAACAGAGUACUUAUGUCGAAUCAGAACUCAUCAUUGAUUCAAGGUCAUAUAUCAUAUCCAAAGUAAUCAAUCUGAGUGUAUUGUUUCUCAGGUAACAAUUCCUCAAGUCAUUCAAGCACAUACGCCAGUAAACCCAAAGGUCUUGGUGGCUUCAAAAUGCCAACAAUGCAAGCUGAUUUUGAUAGACUUGGAAUAUUCAAGGAGAUGUCUUAUGUCACUAUAAAUGACCAGUACGAUAAGCAAUACAGUCAUCAAAUUCGGUCAGCAUUCAAAGGAAAACAGAUGUAUUGUGAUGGAUCCAAACACAAGUCCGCGAAUACGGAUGGUUAUUUUGGACCUUUUAUACGAAUUUUCACUGGUGAUAACAAAAUCGAUCUAGAAAGACUUAUUCGAAUUCAAAGAAAGGAUAGCUCAAAGAAAAUAAUAGGAAAAAAUUGGGCUCCUCCGAACGGGACCCAUCAUCUUCUUGGCUUAGGCAGCUCAAUAGACACGUUUAGUGGUCCCAUACCCUACUUUAGGCCACUAACGAGGCUGAACAAUCAAAGGAUAUCACACAAGAAAAAUUUUUAUACUUCCCCAGCUAAGAAAGGCUGCGGUUCUUACAUUGAUAUCACAAUAGGAAAAUAUCCAAACCACAAGAGUGAUCCUUAUGACAAAAAUAAAAAACCAAGUGUUAAAGAAAGCUCAUCAGCUGGAAAGAAGUUUUAUCUUAACAUGCAUCCCCAGCAAUACUUUGAUAAAAAUCCUUACCACGAAGUGCGUAUUAAGCGACGACCUUUCACUGGAACUAUCAGAAACCCUACACACCCUAAAUCUGUAUUCAAACCAUCAAGUGCGUCAAAAUUAAUGGGUGGAUGUAAAGAUGGUUGUUUUAGCCCAUUCCCUCAUUACAGCUCAGAUAAACCCAGGAGAACUGUCUUGGUAAAAUAUACUAAACCACCACUCAAAAUACCAUCCUGUCCGAAAACAUACCCUAUCACUUCUAUCCUGGAAUUAAACAUCAAAAGACGCAUCAACUCAUCUAACUACAGAAAUUUUAAACCAUCUGUUAUCGACAGUUAGACUCAUCUAUGUUUCAGCAUACAGUUAUGUAAGUUCGCAGAAUUUUCUAUAUGUAGUGGUUACUUAUUCAAUUAAAGUAGGCAUCACUGACUUGUGUUUCACCUUAGUCCUAUAGGUUUUUCAUGCCUUUACCAAAUAUUUAUUCAAAUUCUCAAUCUUGUCGCAAUAAAACAAUGUUGUCACACAGUUUCCUGAAUUCUGAAAACAAUUUUCCGUCUUUGUUGGAGAUAAUUGUUUCCUUUAGAUUAGGGAUGCCAUAUUUCAUAUUUUUAUAAUAGACAAUGCUUAUAAUUUUUAGUGAUGUGCUUGCAUCACGGUUUGGAUUCCGUGAAUGAUAAUAAUGUUGUAUAAACUAUAAAAAGUGAAUUCCCUUUGAAUCUCAUUCAUUAUGCUUAAGCUAGCCCCCCAAUUUAUAACGGCAGUAAUGAAGCUUAGAUAAAAAAUAGUUAAGCAAGAUUUACUGCAUACAUUCGUUUGCGCAGAUGUUCAGUAAGCUCAGAUGAAAACAUCGUUGCUUACGUAGUGAAUAGUGAGAGAACAACUCUUUACAUAGGGUGGUUAAUAUGUCUCAAAACAUAAGGACAUGAAAGUAAGACGUUCAUGAAAACAACAGAGUUACUCUAGAUGUGAAAAUUACUCAAUUGUCACAUGAAGUCUGAGUUAUUAAGGCCUUCUCAAA
This is a messenger RNA of Schistosoma rodhaini, 1757 nucleotides long. The record is from the annotation of a GenBank genome assembly. Lineage: Eukaryota; Metazoa; Platyhelminthes; Trematoda; Strigeidida; Schistosomatidae.